Porites lobata is the source of this 3084-nucleotide messenger RNA. Lineage: Eukaryota; Metazoa; Cnidaria; Anthozoa; Scleractinia; Poritidae. The record is from the annotation of a GenBank genome assembly.
AUGGCGUCCAGUUACGUGAAAAGGGUAAGCAAAUAUAAAUACUAGGAACUUUCUUGUUUUGAUUUAUUAUUAAAAAGGUAGCAGACGAAAACUUGUAAGAAAAAAGAUAUUUACGUUCAUUCAUUUGUUGAAUAAGGCAUAAUUUCUUUAAUUUUAUGAGCAAGCUUAAAGCCAAGCCUGAUGAUCGGGGAUGCAGGAUGAAAGUACUGUAUAUUUCAUUUGCAUUGGCUUACAAAAUUAUUUUGCAGCUGGUGGGAGGAGUGUGAAAAGUCUGGGAUCGCAGCCUCUUACUAAGGCAUUUUGUAGUGCAUAAACUUACAGUUAAAUAACCUUAAUUUUUCAGACAACUGCUUUAGUUGGAUUAACAGUUGCUAAAGCACCAAGAAAGGUAUGAAUAAAAUCUCAAUAAUCUAUCAUGAAUUAAAUGCUCAUAGGUUAGUCUCAUGAACAGCGUAUACUGAUCAUUCUCCGUAGAAAUACCUAAACCAUGUAAAAUAACUUUUUAAUUUCAUGCAAAAAAAUAUAAAAAUAUUAUUUACUAUUAUUACUUACUGUGUGUCUAUUUCAAAGUCAAAGAAGUGUUCUCUAAGGGACAGUUAAAUGUACAGUGUAGGACUGUUCGAUUUGAUGUGUAAUUCUUUACUUACUUCUGAUUUAAAAGACUCUUACAAAACUGUAUAAAGAUACCUUGGAGGUGCUUGGAAGUAUGCCAAAAAGUGCUCAGUACCGAAUAAAUGCGGAACAAAUCACUAAACAGAGACUAGGUCUUGUGGAACAGGUAAGUGUAAGUUAAACAUUUGACUUUUGCAUCUUGCUCUGGUGGCUUUAACAGUACAGUUGCAUACUCAGUGUUGUCAAAAGUAGCCGGCUGUUGACGAAAAUCGCCGCCUACUUGGUAAGUAUCGGCCAGCUACUCUGCUUGGCAUUUCUUUACAGAUGGCGUGUUCUAAAUAAGAUAUCCCUGGACUGGCCACUUACUUUAACAACUUAGCUGUCUACUUGAAAACUUUUCGACAACGGUGGUGUUAAAGUAAAGUUUUCUGAAGAUGUUCUAAGCUUAUCCUAACCAAGCUACAUUUCAGUUUUCCUUUUCUUAGUCUUAAGUCAGGUUAUCAGUGGUUUCAAUUCAAUCCUGUUGCCAGUAGUCUACUGCCCCCUAUAGGGCCCUCCUACUGUCUUGUUACCCUGUGAUUUACUGGUCCUUUUUAGGCUCAUGUUGCUCACCUUGCAACAAAUACUAUUAUUGUCUUGUUUUGUUGAUGUUUCUUCAUUGUUAGACGUCAUUAAGAUCAAGCUGUCAGAAGAAGGGUGUACCUGAUAAGGAAGUUAAACUCCAAUAGGCCAUUUCCGAGUUCACCUGGGCCUCUGUAUCAAAACGAAGUUAAGUGCUCAGCCUUUGAUAUGAAAAUGAUUUUUCAUUCUCAUGCAAAUAAAACUCAUUUUCACAAGAAAGGUUGCGCACUUGGCCUCAUUUUGAAAGUGAGGGUUUUUGGAACUUGGAAGCGGCCUAUUUAAAGGGGCCAAGUUUUUAACUGUUAUCUGUGGCUUGUGGUCUUUGCUAUUGACAAAAAAUGAUUACCCAUUAAAUGUGUAUUUGUCUUUAGGAGAGCGACAUACCUACACUGGAAAACAAACUUGGAGCUGGUCAAAUUGAAGAAGUAAUUAAACAGGUAUUGGAUUUGGAGGUCUCUUUAGAACACUGAUGUAACUGACACCACUAAUCUUGCAGCUUGUUUAACAGAAAUAUGCUUACAUUGUCAUUGUUUUCAAUAAGAGUGCACCAAAUUUGCAUUUUGUGUAAUUAAUAAUAAUAAUAAUAAUAUAUUUUUUUAUUUUAAGUAUAUACAUAUUCUAAAGUGCUAAUAAAAGCUGACAAACACCAAUACAUAACAAACAGCUUACCGGUACUCACAGAGGAAAUGAACAUAAAACACUGCAAUCACUGUACAUGAAUAGACCAUUUGCAUUAAGAGGUCAUGGGACCUCAUGAAAGUUGCCUGAUUUUGCCUUUGAAAAACGAUUAGUGGGUCAUAUCAUAAAAAAAAUAAUAGUGAUUUGGUUUUUCAAACCUGCACUAUUUUCUUAAAACGAGUAAGUUUGUAGCUGGUCACAUAACCAAAAUGUGAUUUUUAAAAUUAUGAAUUACCUCUUUCUGAACACAAAUUUUGCACUUAAACUUCAAGGAAAAUGUUGAAAGAUGAUGUGGUAACGUUUACAGCACAUCUGAGCAUAAAUAUCAAAGGUUUAACAACAUGGCGGCCUAUACAAAUCAUACUACUUUGUUGAAAAAUCAAAGUGCCAUAAAAUGUCUCCCUUAAAUACGUUUCCUCUUACAUUUUGGAUGUAAGAUAAUUUUUAUGUGCUCUAUCAGUUUUUGGCAUCAUCAAGAUUCCAACUCAUUGUUUAAAGGAAGCAUUGGUUAGGUGAUCUCUUAGUGCAAGUGGCCUAUUGCUUCAUUGGGCAAAUGCCAAAGGAAAUAAAAAGGUCUUUAAAGCCUGCUUUAAACCCUGAACACUCCAGAUUCUCCUGAUAGCUCAAGGAAGAGUGUUCCACAGUGAGGGGCCAAGAAGAGCGAAGGCCCUGUCUCCAAGGGUCUUGCACUUUGUUUUGGAGACCUUUAAUUCCUUGCUGGUAAUGGAUCUUAAACUGUACGAAGCACCCUCCUUGAAACUUAGAAGCUUCUUCACGUAGACAAGGGCAACACCAAAAAGAUCUUGGUGGAUGUAUCCUUGAGAACUUCAACAUUUCAUUUUAGUGCUUUUAAAACUACAUGUACCUUUUUACCCAGGUUGGAAAGUUCACCAGGUUAUCAACAGAAUCACUCACAGUCCUAAGUUGUUCCAAGUUCACUAAUUGUCUCUUAUUUUUCAUUGGCAUUUUCCUUCUGGAGCCAAACAUUAACUAUGCCUUGUUUAUCGCUGUUUUGUUGUAUCAAAAUAGUAGUCAUAGAGGUUUUUUAAUUGUGCUGCUAUUUUAUAUGUUUAGGCAGAAGAUGAGUUGUCAUUAGCUAAGAAAAUGCAAGAUUGGCAGCCAUGGGAAGCCUUACAAGGCCCCCCUCCUGAAAACCAGUGGACAUGGCCAUAA